UUGCGGCGGACGUGGUAAAUCGCUGACAAAAUGUCGCAUUGUGUAACUUUUCAAACACAGUUGGCAUCUAUCAUGGAUGUAUUAGCCAAAGCGGUCGUGGCAGAAAUGUUAAAACUUAUCCCAAAAGCGGAAGGUGGUUCCUCUUCUGCAUUGAGUUUGGACAUGGCUAGAGGUCAGAGUGCGAAUCAAUCUCCGAAGAAAUCACAGCUGAUGGAGACAGAUCUUAGGACGGUUCAAUUAGUCGCCAUCAUGGAGAUUUUGGUUAAAGAGGCGCUGGACAAAAUUGGUAAACUUGUGGACGACGGUUGUGCUGUGCUGCGCUUGGAAACGUCCCGGAGUCAGAAUGAGAAUGAGGAGCUGAAGAAGAAACUAUCGCUGAUGGAGAGUGAACUAAAGACGCCGCGAAGACACCGAAAGUUUAGAACUCAGGAGGUCUCAGCAGAUAAACCCAGCCGAUCAGUCGGUGUUCAGACUGGCGCCGAAUUCACAACAGUAUGCGACUCAGAGGAGCAUCAUUCGGCCGUUGGGCUAUGUAGUGGUGGAGAGCCCACAGCUGUGGAGGAGGACACACCAAUGCAGUCUGUCAUCACAUGUGAUAAGUCCACAGACAUGGAGGACAGGCCUGGAUCACUUCUGGUCAAGUGUCCGCAACUUGAGAUGAGUCCAGCGAACAGUGACUCGCAGAGAGGACUGCAGAUGAAUCACCAGACAGAUGCAGUAGACUCCAGUGCUGAUGCUGGAAGCAGACUUGCCAGUGAGCAUCCACAGUGUGAGGAGGAGCAGAACCCACAGCCCACGCAAGCUGAAGCAAACUCAGACAUUAAAGAUAAAAAUGGACAUACCCUGAUGCGUACGAGAUCCAAAACAAUGAAGAAACCAUUUCCGUGCACAGUCUGUGGGAAGAGUUUUGGUAGGCAAAGUAAUCUUAAAGCUCACAUGGUUGUUCACACAGGAGAGAAACCAUUUAAAUGCACACAAUGUGGGAAGAGGUUCACAGCUAAAUGUAGUCUGAAUGUACACCAGCUAAUAGUUCACAGAGGUGAGAAACGAUUCAGUUGUACAUAUUGUGGAAAAAUUUUUGGUACACAAAGUCAUCUUAAGGAACACCAGGUUAAAGGAAAGAGCCCAUUUAACUGCACACAGUGUGGGAAGGAUUUCCCAGCAAAAUGUAGUCUUAAACUACACAGAUCAACUGUACAUAAAGGUGAGAAACGAUUCAGUUGCACUCACUGUGGGAAGGGUUUUGCCAGACAGAGAGAUCUAACAGCUCACAAGUUGGUUCAUACAGGGGAGAAACCUUUUACCUGCAUAAAUUGUGGGAAGUGUUUUACAGCGAAGCGUAGUCUAAAUGUGCAUAUUCAGACAGUGCACAAUGGAGAAAAACCAUACAGCUGUGAUACAUGUGGGAAAAAAUGCAGCCAGAAAAGUGGGCUUAGAGCACACGAGAGAGUUCACACAGGAGAAAAACCAUAUGACUGUGUCAAAUGUGGGAAGAGUUUCUACAAUAGAAGUGCUCUUAAGAUACAUCAGAGAGUUCAUACUGGAGAGAAAGCUUAUGUCUGUGAUUUGUGUGGGAAACAUUUUAGUCAUGCACCUAAUCUUAGCAGACACAAACGAACUCACACAGGAGAGAAAGCGUUUAACUGUGAGAUAUGUGAAAAAAGUUUUACCCAAGCUAGUCAUCUGAAAGUACAUCAACGAAUUCACACAGGAGAAAGACCAUUCACUUGUGAAAUAUGUGGGAAUAGUUUCAAUCAGAAAAGUGCACUUAAAAUACACCAGGGAAUUCACACAUUGGAGAAACCAUACAACUGUGCUGAGUGUGGAAAGAAUUUCUGUUCUGCAACAUAUCUGCGUAAACAUCAACAAAUACACUCAGGAGAGAAACCAUACAGUUGUGCUGCAUGCGGAAAGCGUUUCCGUUCUGCAAAUAAUCUUAAAAUGCAUGAACAAGUUCAUACAAGUGGGAAACCAUAUGGCUGUGAUAUAUGUGGACAACGUUAUAGUUCUGGAAGUUAUCUUAAAUCGCACCAGCUGAUUCACACAGGGGCAAAACCAUACAGCUGUAGUGAAUGUGGGAAGAGUUUCACGAAACAAAAUAGUCUUGAUGCACACCAACGGACUCACACAGGAGAGAAACCAUUCAGAUGUGCUGAAUGUGGGAAGAGUUUUAGUGUUUCCCAGAAUCUUACUCGGCACCAGCGUAUUCACACAGGAGACAAACCAUUUGUUUGCAUUAUAUGUGGAGUUGGUUUCUGUCAGGCAAACAAUCUGAAAGCACAUCAGCAAACACACACUGGAGAGAAACCGUACAUCUGUGACAAAUGUGGAAAAUGUUUUGCUGCUCUAAGAAACCUUAAAGAACACAAGUGUGCAUACAGUUGAAAGAAACAAUUUUGCAAACUGCGGUUGGAAUGGUCCACUUGACCUUAAACGAUCUAUGGAAGGUCAUUCAGCAAAAUGUACUAUC
Molecule: messenger RNA, 2470 nt
Organism: Megalops cyprinoides (Indo-Pacific tarpon)
Lineage: Eukaryota; Metazoa; Chordata; Actinopteri; Elopiformes; Megalopidae
Product: oocyte zinc finger protein XlCOF6-like
Exons: 5
Coding region: 31-2385 (784 amino acids)
Biological process (GO): regulation of transcription by RNA polymerase II
Molecular function (GO): DNA-binding transcription factor activity, RNA polymerase II-specific; RNA polymerase II cis-regulatory region sequence-specific DNA binding
Source: RefSeq, a predicted model, not a curated record